Mucor mucedo is the source of this 411-nucleotide messenger RNA. RefSeq names its product ribosome maturation protein. The record is from RefSeq and is a predicted model, not a curated record. NCBI's taxonomy places the organism in Eukaryota, Fungi, Mucoromycota, Mucoromycetes, Mucorales, Mucoraceae. Bases 27 to 305 code for a protein of 92 amino acids. The transcript has a single exon.
AAACAAGAAAAAAAUAAUAAUUAAAUAUGUCUGACCAAUCUGUUAAAGUCGUUUACAAGGGUGCCGAUAACACUGAAUUCUUCGUGAUUGCCAAUGCUGGUAUGGUUUCCAAGUACCGUAGUGACAAGACCACUCCCUUGAUUGAUGUUGUCCAAUCAUUUGAUAUCCUUACCACCACCACUGGCGGUAACACCGGUGAAGCUUUGCAUCCUCCCAAGGGUAUCUUGGAGUCCAACUUUAAUACCUCCAACAAGGAUGAAAUUGUCAAGAUCAUCAUUGAAAAGGGUGAAGAAAAGGGUUUCUAAAUCACUUUCCUUUCAAAAUAUAAACCACUGUAACAUAAAAUUAGCUUUGUAUCAUAAAUUUUAGCUUCCUAUACAUAAAUAAAAAAACAAUUCUUUUUUCCAUAAA